GGCGGCGCUAUGGAGAGAUUCGAAUCACUACAGAAAUACUGUCCCUACGGAGACGUCUUGGUUCCUCAGGGUCAAGUGGUUCUGAGUCUUCCGGUGUGCUGUAUGCAGCUGGUGUGUUUAUUUGGUAGAAUUGUGGAGAAGUAUCACUAUCAACCGGGUGAUGCAAACUGCUGUGAGUUUGCCGGUAUCCUUUAUUCAGACGGAGCAACAUUGCCGGGCUACUGCACCCAACUACGCUGCAGAAACGGCCAGUGGACAACGAACUGGAUUCUUGAGAAAUGCUGUAGUCGAUGUGGUCUUUACAACGACCCGCACAUCAUAACCUUUGACAUCUACCGGUACGACUGGCACGGCACCUGCAACUACUCCAUUGCCCAGAGCGAUCUGUCCUACGACCCCCGGACAGGUGUGUUCAGCGAUUUCCAGCCUUGUAACCGCCGCGCCUCUUGCUUGGACACGACCACGUUUCGAGACAAUCCGAACACCAUCAUCACCUUGUCCAGCAGAUCCAAUAACACGAUAAUAGUAAAUGGCGAAGAUUUCGUCAUACCCAAAACCGGGAUCGUGCCAGUCAUAUCAUCCGGCCCGACGACCCACCCAGUCCUAGUGUGGCAGAGCGACGGUUGUGUCAUCCUCUUCGGCGCUUCCAAGAUCAUGCUUAAGCACUGUCGCUCCUCCAUGCACGUCUGGGCCUACCCUAGCCAUACGGACAGUCUAGACGGUCUGUGCGGACACUUCAACUUCCAUCCCGGAGACGAAUUCAGAGACAGGACCGGCAUCAGCACCCUCUCUCAUACCGUCCGUAUGCCUUCCCGUAUUCCUCCUGGAUGGAUGCGCGUGACGAGUACGCUGUCAUGUGCGAAAGGUUUCUCUCUCGACGCGGCAGUUGGCCAGACGGAGGUCCUCGCCCAUCACAUCGAAACGUGCAUCUUUGACGUGUGUUUGAUGAGCCAAGAAGGAGCUAACUUAACGACGGUCGAAGAGUGGCUCGAGGAACUGCGCCGCAUUUUGAAGAUG
This is a messenger RNA of Penaeus vannamei (Pacific white shrimp), 1017 nucleotides long. The record is from RefSeq and is a predicted model, not a curated record. NCBI's taxonomy places the organism in Eukaryota, Metazoa, Arthropoda, Malacostraca, Decapoda, Penaeidae.